Messenger RNA from Vigna unguiculata (cowpea), 780 nucleotides. RefSeq lists its product as uncharacterized. NCBI's taxonomy places the organism in Eukaryota, Viridiplantae, Streptophyta, Magnoliopsida, Fabales, Fabaceae. The record is from RefSeq and is a predicted model, not a curated record.
AUGAAGGGUUACCGUAGAUGCAACAACUGUGGCAAAAAGGGCCACUUUGGGAAGGACUAUCCCACUCUUUCUAGGGCAGCGACAUGCCCUCCGGUUCAGACCCGUCACCAACACCAGCGGAAGGACAGAGGCAACAGGCCUCAGGCGACAGGCAGGGUGUAUGCCAUGACCGGAGCAGGGGCUGCAGGCUCAGGUAAUCUUGUUAUGGGUCGAUGCAUGAUAGCUGGUGAAUCUUUGUAUGUACUGUAUGAUUCUGGAGCGACACACUCUUUUGUGUCAAUUGAUUGUGUGGAGCGUCUGGGUUUGCCGGUGCGCGAGCUGCAGUCCAAACUGACAGUAUCUACCCCGGCGUCGGGUCUGGAGUUGGAAGUGAUCUUAAGGAUGGAUUGGCUCUCUACCAAUCGCAUUCUAAUAGAUUGUCGUGAGAAAAGAUUGUUGUUCCCCGACUCUGAGGAGCUUGAGUUGGUGUCUCCUCAGGGAGUGGUGAAGGAGAUUCAGGGUGGCGCGCAAUGCUUCAUAAUCUUCGCCUGUAUGGAGGUUGGGGAGAAGGAGGGAACAUCGGUCAUACCACUGGUGCAUGAGUUUGAAGACGUAUUACUGGAUGAAGUACCAGGGUUGCCUCCCAAUAGAGAGGUGGAGUUCUCUAUUGAUCUGGUACCAGGAACAGGCCCGGUGUCGAUGGCUCCAUAUCACAUGGCUCUGGUAGAGUUAGUGGAACUCAAGAAACAAAUAGAGGAACUAAUGGACAAGAAGUUCAUCCGACCCAACACUUCGCCUUAG